AUGGUGGACACCCAGCACCUUUCCAAAACCCAGAGAUUGAGGUAUGAAGGUGUUGCGCUCCGCAAAGCUCUGGAGCAGCUGGCGGCAGAUGCAGCCAUGGAGGACACGGACAGGCUGUGCACAGAGCUGCAGGAUAGGAAAAGCUUUCUGGACACAUUUCCUCAGGUGAAAAUGGAGCUCGAGGAGCAAAUAAGAAAGCUUCGUGAGCUUGCAGACAAGGCGGACAAGGUACAGAGGGACUGCGCCAUCUCCCGUGUGGUGGCCAGCUCCACCUCUGGAGUCCUGAGGAUCCUCGGCCUGGCUGUGGCCCCGGUGACACUAGGGGGCGUUGCGACGCUCCUCGUCUCGGGGCUGGGGCUGGAGGCGGUGUCCGCUCUGACCAGUGCUGCCUCUAGCCUUGUGGGAGGCGUGAGGAAGUGGUCUGUGGAAGCGGAAGCCACUCACCUGCUGUCAACCAGCAUGGUCAAAGGGAAGACAGUGAAGGAGGUUUUGACCGAGACCACACCCAAAGUUGCUGCUUUAGGCAAGAAGUACUUCCAAGACCUGCCACACCUUCAGAAGAACAUGGAAGCCAUAAGGCUGGCCAAAGCCAACCCUCGCUUAGCAGCCAGUGCCCGGACUCUCAUGACCACGGGGACCAUCUCAGCCCGAAGCACUAAGCAGGUGCAGAAAGCCUUUGGAGGCACCAUUCUGGCAAUGACCAAAGGAGCCCGGAGGAUGGGUGCCACCACUGCAGGUGUCUUCCUUCUGAUGGAUGUCGUCAACCUCGUGAAAGAGUCAAAGCGUUUGUUCCAGGGCCCAAAGGCGGAGUCCGCUGAAAAGCUGCGGCAGGAGGCUCUGGAGCUGGAGAAGAAGUUGGAGGAGCUCAUGCAGAUUCACGAGAGAGUGCUGUCGGAUGUGAGUUGGAUGUCCUCUUUAGAGCAGCAGAGAGAAUCCAGCAUGGAGAAGUUCACGUGCAUCCAACAACUGGUAGCAUAUGAUGAGUUUAUUGAUUAA
This is a messenger RNA of Dipodomys spectabilis (banner-tailed kangaroo rat), 996 nucleotides long. Its product is annotated as apolipoprotein L3-like. Gene Ontology annotation, cellular component: extracellular region; membrane. The record is from RefSeq and is a predicted model, not a curated record. Gene Ontology annotation, biological process: lipid transport; lipoprotein metabolic process. Lineage: Eukaryota; Metazoa; Chordata; Mammalia; Rodentia; Heteromyidae. Gene Ontology annotation, molecular function: lipid binding.